Molecule: messenger RNA, 1529 nt
Organism: Vicia villosa (hairy vetch)
Lineage: Eukaryota; Viridiplantae; Streptophyta; Magnoliopsida; Fabales; Fabaceae
Product: embryonic protein DC-8-like
Exons: 2
Coding region: 89-1405 (438 amino acids)
Source: RefSeq, a predicted model, not a curated record
AGCACUCUAACUCACUAGAUUCAAAUAUUUAUCAUAUCAUAUUCAAAGCACAAGAUUUCUUGGUUAUCAUAUUCAAAGCACAAGAACAAUGGCAUCAAGUAAAGAAUUCAAGGAAGACAGAGCCGAAGCAGCAGCAAAGCUAGCAGCAAAAGACAUCGGUGAAGUAAACAGAACAAACGAAAGAGAACAAGGUUACAAUCUUCGGUCUGAAGCACAGUUCAAACAAGCACGAGCUGAAGCAGCAGCGAAACUCGCUGCUAAGGAUCUUGAAGACGUUAAUAAAGCAAGAGAAAGUGGAUUCAAUGCACGAGAAGAGAAGAAACCAGGUUUUAUUGGUUCAAUGUUCAAUGCAGCGAAAGAAGCUGUUGUUGGAAGGAGUAACCAACCUCAUGAAAAUGUGAGAGAAAGUUCAGAUUAUGGUGCAGAGAAAGCCGGGACUGCGAAUAAAGCUGGAGUGUAUGCGGAUUAUGCUGCAGAGAAAGCACGGGAAGCGAAAGAUGCUACUAGUAAAGCUGGACAGUAUGCUGAUAAUGCUGCAGAGAAGGCGCGAGGAGCGAAAGAUGCUACUAACAAAGCAGGGCAGUAUGCUGGUAGUGCUGCAGAGAAUGUAAGAGGAGCCAAAGAUGCUACUGAUAAAGCAGGGCGUUAUGCUGCUGAUGCUGCAGAGAAAGCGAGAGGAGCGCAAGAUGCUACCAGUAAAACAGGAGAGUAUGCUGAUUAUGCUGCAGAGAAAGCGAGAGUAGCGAAAGAUGCUACCGAUAAAACAGGACAGUAUGCUGCUAAUGCUGCAGAGAAGGCAAGAGGAGCAAAAGAUGUUACUGAUAAAGCAGAAGAGUAUGCUGAAUAUGCCGCAGUGAAAGCCAAGGAAGCGAAAGCGUGGGAGGAGAAACAGAAGUUUGCUGCAGAGAAAGCAAGGGAAAAUGAACAAAGGUAUGCUGCAGAGAAGGCGAGGGAAGCGGAAGCAGAGGAGUCCAGAAGGCAUGCUGCAGAGAAGGCAAGGGAAGCUAAAGAUGCUGCAGCGAAUAAAGCUGGAGAGUUUAGAGAUUAUACUGCUGAGAAAGCUAAAGAAGGGAAAGAUGCUACUGUAGGGAAGCUUGGGGAGUUGAAGGAAUCUGCUGCUGAUGCUGCUAAAAGAGCUAUGGGUUUCUUUGCUGGGAAGAAAGAUGAAACUAAGGAAAUGCCUCAUGAGAGUGAGGAAGAUGCGAGGAUGAGAAUGGGUGAUUUGAGGAUGGAAGGAGGAGGGAGGGCUAGAGAGAAAGUGGUGGUGGAGGUGGAUGAGAGUCGUCCCGGAGUGGUGGCGGAUGGGUUGAGGGCAGCAGCGGCAACGGGAGUGAAUAAGAGUGAUAUGGGACGUUUGGAGGAAGAAGGCACAGUUCAUGUUGAGCUUCGUCGUGAGAGAAAAUGAUCAUGAUCAUCUAUCAUCAUAUGGAAUGUUGUUGCUACAUAUCUACUACUACAUAAUCACUAGUUUCUUUUGUAAUAUAAUGUGUUUUGUAAUAAUAAUAUUUUGUGUUGUUUACUGUUUUUAA